AUGUCCACGCCGAAGACCAAUCUCUACGAAGUCAUCACAGCCUCCGCUACUGAGGCAUACGCUGCCGACAAUACCAUCUUCGAUGAGGGCCUGGCCCUUAUGGCCACUCAAACGUCGUACCCAAUCCUUUCUGGUCCGCAGAUCGAUGCGCCCGCAGAAGAGCCUAAGAUCUCCGUCUUCAUCGGCUGGAGUAGCAUCGAAGAGCAUCUCGCAGCGCGCGAGUCCCAAGCGCACGCACCGCUGAUGCCUAUAAUUGCCAAGGUCUUUGCUUCGAAGCCGGAUGUCAUUCACGUACCCUUCACCAGCGACCCUCUACCUGCUCUACGUGCGCCUGUCACAGAGAUUGCGUGGUUCACGGCCAAGGCGGAUGCAAGCGACAAGGAAACCGGUGACAAUAUACUACAAGUAGUGCAACAGCUUGUGGAGCUAUCAGGCUCUCGCGGUGUCGCUGUAUCCACUGGGCAGGUAGUAGAGCGGCCUGGUCAAGUCGUUUGUGUAGCCGGAUGGGAAUCAAUCGAGGCACAUCAGGCCUUCACCGCAAAGAGGGACCCUGCAUUCGCCCCGUUCUUUGGAGAGCUGCUUGGGUUAGCGGGUGCCACCAUAGGCCAUUCGGCACUCAAAGCAUACGGUGGUGUAGCGUGA
This is a messenger RNA of Peniophora sp. CBMAI 1063, 642 nucleotides long. The record is from the annotation of a GenBank genome assembly. NCBI's taxonomy places the organism in Eukaryota, Fungi, Basidiomycota, Agaricomycetes, Russulales, Peniophoraceae.